Danio rerio (zebrafish) is the source of this 4980-nucleotide messenger RNA. The record is from RefSeq and is a predicted model, not a curated record. Lineage: Eukaryota; Metazoa; Chordata; Actinopteri; Cypriniformes; Danionidae.
GAGUGAGCACAUAAAGCUGCUUUACAUCACCCGACUCGAAUAGUUCACCCCAUUCACGGGUUGAGAUGCAGUUUGGUUAGGAUAUAAAACGACACGUUUGUCAUUUGGAGUUAAAAACUUUUUUUUAAUCAUUGGGUUUGUUUGUAACGCGCAACGAUUUAAACGCGGACUUCAGAUGACGUGAACUGGAUAUCGCCGUCUUUGCGGUUACUUGUGAAUGAUAUUGUUUACAAAACGAAAGGAAACCAUUUCACUGACCUGUAACAUUUGGCAGUAGCUGAAUCCUCCCAUCGUGGACUAAAUCGAAUUAUAGAUAACAAAUGGGAUUUUGGUGCUGCUGGUGGUGCAUCUGUUUUCUCGCUGAUAGAGCGCCCCGAGUGAGUGUUGGGAGCAUAUUGCAGUCGCGUUGGGUUGCACCAUUGUUUGCAUCAACUUUCCCCCCUUUAUCGAACAGGCACUUAUGAGAGAGACUGCAAGCGACAAUGUCUAAGACACAGAAAUCAGAGUCCAGGUCUCGCUCUCGAUCAGCCUCCAGAUCAAGAUCUCAUUCUGAUUCCCGUUCCCGCUCCAGAUCUCAAAGCAGCUCCUCCAGAUCCAGGACGAGGAAGCGCAGAUAUGGGUCUAGGUCUCGCUCUCGGUCAAGAUCCCAUUCCCCGCCCCACAACCGGGAGCGGAACCACACACGGGAGUAUCAGAACCAACGAGAGUUUCGAGGUAACCACAGAGGAUUCCGGAGGCCAUAUUACUUUCGGGGCAGAGGUCAGGGCUUUUUCCGUGGCCGCUUUCAACGUGGUGGAAGGGGAGGAGGAUAUAACAACUACCGUCCUAAAAACUGGCAGAACUUCCGGCAACACCCUCAGCAGCAGCAGCAGCAAUACUACCACAACAGUCCCAAGAGGGGCCGCUCUCGCUCUCCUAAGAAACAGGCAAACAGUCCAAAAUCCCGCAGCCAUUCCCGGCGCUCUGACAGGUCAUCUUCAGGGAGGUCACCACAGUCGCAUCAUUCAUCCUCCUCCAACUCUGGAUCUGCCAAACGUAAUUGUAAAAAUGUAAGAGAGGAUGUUUUGGUUAUCGAAGAAACACAAGGAGGAGGAGAUAAGGCUCUGGUGGAGCAGGUCAAAGGUACUUCUGCAGCUGAGGGAAAUGUUGAUGUAGACCGGACUUUGGAGAACUGUCAGGUUUUGAUGAACCAUGACUCAAGUCCUAAAAGAACAAGUCCGCAGGUCUGCGUAUCUGUCACUAAUGACCAACCAAUUGAUUCUACAUCCAGCAAGACCAGUCCUGCUCAAAAGAGUUCAAAUUCUCCUAAAAAAGGUGCCACCGCCUGGCAGAAUGUUGAAACUGCACCUUCAAACAGCAGCCCAGUAAAGAAAAGCACACCACCGGUUUUCAAUGGUUUUGGGCUCUUUACAAAUUUAGACCAAGAGUCAGAUGAUACACUUGCUCUCUCUGCUGCAUUUAUGAAAUUCCUGGAGGAGCAAAAGGUUAAAAAACAGGCCUCUGCAUUAGAAAACAACAGGCAUAAAGGGAAAAGUAAUGGAGAUAUAGUGUGUGAUAAAGAAAAUGGAGGAAUAUUUGAUAAAGGCAUUGAGUUGUCUCACGUUGUUGAUCCUGACAACACAGCAGAGGGGAAAUGCAAAUCUGCCAAGAGUGGUGACAGUAACAAAUUAUCCAAAAGCGCACCUAAAAAGGCUCCUCGAAACAGCCCACCAUUUCAAUGCGAGGAAGGUGAGGAUGAUGAAGAAAUGGAGUUUUCUGAUAUAGUGGAGGAUAUGGAAAAUAGUCCCUGCAAAAGCAAAGUCACCAUGUCUGCUCGUGAAAUGUUCGAGAAUCGCAUCAGGAGGAUGCAGGACAUGACAUGGGAUGAUGAGCUGGAAGCUCUGUUGCUCUGCCAUAAACAGGAAAGAGCAUCGAACAUCCUAGCUGCGCUCUCUAAAAGAGACCAGCUCAGUGGCAUGUUUAGGGAUCCUUCCCCUGAAAAGCUUUCUAGUGUAAAACGAAAGGAGAAAACCACAGUAAGUUCCUCUUCUAAACCUACACUACCGCCCAGGAGGAGCUCUGAAAACCGUGAGCAGGAGAUGUUUGUGGUUAUGAACGAGGAAUCCCCACCAAGAGCUUCAUUGAAAAGAGGAAGCUGUGAAUUCAGUGUGAGGAUGGAUUCUCUUAGUGAUGACCUCGCCAGGACAUCGGUUCUUACCAAUGAAAGAAGGAAUCUUAUGGAUUUUGUGCAUAUGGAUAAAAAAGAUUUGGAGUUUCAGUCUGUCCUUCGGCACCUUCAGGCUCAGCAGUUUCCCAGAAGCCCAUCUGAGCUGUUUGCCCAACACAUAGUUUCAAUUGUUCAUCACAUUAAAGCUCAGUAUUUUCCUUCCUCUGGACUGACCCUACAUGACCGAUUUGCCAUGUACCAGAGAAGAGCUGCUGAGAAAGAAUUCAUGAAGCAGAGAAAGAGUCCAGAGAUACACAGGAGAAUUGAUGUUUCUCCCAGUGCUUUUAAGAGGCACUCUCUUCUGUUUGAUGAGGUGAAAAGCUCCAUGGAAAACAGCUUCAAGGUCGAUGGUAAAAAAUCUAAAGGAGAAACAAUGGACCUUCGGCUGGAUAUUGAGCGCAGGAAGAAAUACUUGAUUGGAGAGAGGGAGCCCAGAGAGGAAGAAUGCGGAGGAAGAGUUUUGAGGGAAUCUCCAGAUUCAAGCAAGGAAAUACCCACAGAGAAAUCCUCAAAAAAACACAAAAAAUCAAAGAAAAGCAAGAAGAAACGUGAGCGUUCUCAGUCAUCCUCCUCAUCUUCGUCAUCUUCCUCUGUUUACAAUGAAGAAGAGGGUGAGAUUAAGCCAGAAAGCUUCUCUAAAGUCCAGCUAGGGCUGAGAGAGUAUGGAGAGGCUGUGGAAAGAGGCCGGCCACGAGGAGGCUUUCAGCUGAAAAUACGUGGUAGAAGUUGGAACCGAGGAAAUUUCCAUGGAAACAGUAAUGGCAAUUCACACAUGAACAUGUUGGCAAAGAAUGAAGGCUGGGAUCAAGAAUACACUCCCAAGAGCAAGAAACACAUCCUACACAGUGAAAAAGAUUUAGAAGCUGAAAGGAAGGUGAUGAACUCACGAGGCCGUGGUCGCGGCAACAUUAUUCGUACAAAGGGACGUUUCCUACUGCGAAGGGCCACAAACACCACCAAUAAUACAAGCCCUAAAUGGGCUCAUGAUAAAUUCCAGGCCACCGAUGAUGAGGGCGAACAACAGAGAGAGGAUGGGGAAUAGGACCAGUGAGAAUGGAGCAGUGAAGAAUAGAAAAUUCUGACUUUAAGCCCUGGAAUAAGACUUACUGGCCCUCACACCUUCAAGAAUGGAAUAUGACAUCUAGAUUUUAUGGAUUGGAAUGAAGCUGUUGUAUUAUACUGCUUUGAUUUACUGUUUUCUGAAGAACUUUAUGUGCUGACAUUCUUUUACAUGCAAUUUCAUACCCUUUCAUAAAAGAAUGAAGCGUUUGUAAAAAAAAAUGUUUCUGCAAGCAAAUCCGAUUAAUCAUGACUGAUAUGGUAAAAGUGCCUGCUUCAACUUCACAUUUACUAACCAUCCAUGUCUUUCUGGAUGAACUGGCGCUUUAGUUUAGAAUCAAGUGCCUGCAUUGCAAAUAAAUUUUUAUUUAUUUUUUUGCACAAAAACAUGCAAACGAAAUAGACUGCCUGGCCAAAAAAAGAAUUUAUGUUUGGAUUUAAAUAUGCAAAUAACAAAGUGAUUGGAUCUUCAUUGCAGUGAUCGAUGUGUUUCACUAUAAUCAAAGCUGAAGGCGAUCAAACAAAACUUUUUUUUGGCUUGGUGGUGUUUAUAAUAUUCAUUUAUAUCAAUAACAUUCAUACAUUUUUAAUAUAAUGUUCAGCUUUAUCAAUAGAAAUAGAGAUAUGUAAAUAUAGGCCAGGUCAAUUGAUUGAUUGGCUGAUUUCUGGCCCUUUUAAAUAAAAACCAAACUUGAUUAACAGUGUGUAUGAAGUGCUUAUCGUCACACUUUCUCUGUUUCAAAUUCUACUGAUAGACUUGUCUAUGAAUAGCAAGAUUUGUGUGUGUGUAUUUGUGGUUAAAUGUUAUGUAACUCAUUGUCUAUCAGUGAAUUAUAUAUGGAAAUGAAAAAAACAUUUAAAUCUACCACUAGUUCAAAGGUCAGGUGCCUUAGAUGUGCUGAAAGUGUACCAGUAUACGCUGGUUAUUACCUGGUUUUUACCUUUAAAGGAAAUUAUUGCUGUUGAAAAAACCAUAGAUGUACAUAUUGUUUUGUGGACUUAAGUGAAAUUCUUUGUGUGUGCUGAUAAAAAAAGAAGAUCAUAACUUAAUGUCUUGUAUGAAUGACCCAGUCUCACUGUGGGACCAAACUACAGACAAUCAUGUCCCAGUUGCUUACAUGUGGGGAAAAAAAGAUUUACAUUAUCAAUCUGAUACCAACUUUAAAACUGGACAACAGCCUACAGAAAGGUUUUUAAAAAGAUCACACACUUACAACUGUUUAGCAAAUUUUGUAAUUCUUUGGGUCUGUGUGUUUGAUGAUAUGUGUGUGCAUAUUAUAUUUUAUUAUGAUUUUUCUAAUGUGUGUCCUGUCAUCAAAAGCCUUUUCUGUUGGCUUAGCACCUUGUUUAGAAGGAGUAAUCAGGUAAUUAGACUUGGGAAUUUUUCAUCUGAGUUAACGGGGUGAGUAAUUCAUACUCCGCUUUGGAUUUAAUUGACUGGGUUCUGAUUCACACUGUAUUUGAUUAUACACAUUUUGACCUGCAUUUAUUUACUCGCAACCAGAAAUCAGAAUAAAAAAAUGCAACGAUUUUACAUCCGAGUAAUUUUUGUGCCAAUAAGGAUCAGGAAGUAGUAGGUUAUUGUUACACGAACAACAUCUAUUUAUUUAUUUGUAAAUGAUCCCACUGUGAACUAAUUCCGUUUGUCUCUUACUAAAUACAUUUGUUUGUGUAAACUGGUCUGACCGGCUCUAAAUAAAAGCAUUACAGUCUCA